UAUCUCACAGACUCCAGUUGCUUCUGCAAGUAUCUCAUCUUGUUCAAGACUCUUAGCAGUUCACUUCACUCGCAUCAUCAUCAUGUCGACUACCACAGCAACCACUACAACCUCCUCCGCCACGCGGGUUGGCACUUUAUCCGUCUUAUCGGACUACGAACUGCAUCACUCGGGCCAAGUCAACACUUCACAGUCGUCGGAAUCGACAGCCAGCAGCACGCAGCCCGCCAACUGGCCUACCGAUCACCGCCGUGUGCCCGCGUAUCGUCCGGUCAAUCGCGGCCAGAACCUGAGCGAACGAGCGGCGGGCGCGAAUGCAGCCGAGUUUGUGUUUAUCCAGACCAUGUUACAUGGUUGUUGGUUGAAUGCGGUGGCAUCGCGGAUUUGGCACGCGACAGGAGGAAAGAUCAACGAUAAGAUCUUCCACUAUGAGAUCGGAGGAGAGUGGUGAGGGUUGACUUUCAGUUGGAGUAUGCGACAGUUAUCAAGUUAUGAAUGUUUUUUUGUUUCAGACACGUUCAAUGCCACCAGUUCAGCAAAUUAUCUCGUAAUCAGAACUUCAGUCUAUAAUAUAACUAUUUGCUC
Molecule: messenger RNA, 585 nt
Organism: Aspergillus homomorphus CBS 101889
Lineage: Eukaryota; Fungi; Ascomycota; Eurotiomycetes; Eurotiales; Aspergillaceae
Exons: 2
Coding region: 83-451 (122 amino acids)
Source: RefSeq, a predicted model, not a curated record